AUGGGGAAGGAGGAAUACAUGAAGUGGCCAGGUAAGAUGAAGAGGAACCCCAAGAGGGGUAACCCUAAAAAGUAUUGCAAGUACCACCGCAACACUUGCCCCAACAUAGAGGACUGCUACGAGCUCAAGAAUGAGAUCAAGUCCCUCAUCCGCCGUGGACACUUGAAAGAAUAUGUUGGGGGUGACACCGGCGCCUCGUCCUCACAGCAACAACAACAACAAGAUGAGGCCCAAGCCCAUCACACCCUGGCAGGAGUCAUCGAUGUCCUCGCUGGGGGCAUGCCCUCGGGCGGAGCAUCGACCUUAGCCCUAAAGGCGUAUGCCAGGCAAUUCAACAUCCAAGGCCCAACACCCAAGAAGUCAAAGCCAGAUGACGUCAUCUCUUUCUCUAAUGAUGACCUACAAGGGGUUUUGGUGCCCUACAAUGACACUUUGAUGGUGUCCAUGACCAUCACCAACUACAUGGUGAAGAGGAUCCUUGUAGACAGCAGUGCCUCAGCAGACAUCCUGUUCAACAACACCUUUGAGAAGAUGAAGCUAACGUUGGAUCGACUGCAACCGAUUGAUGUGCCAUUGGUCGGCUUCUCUAGGGUCAUUGUCAAGGCAGAAGGGAAGAUCAUCCUACCAGUCAUGGUAAGGGCAGAGCCUUGGCAAGUCACUAGGAUGAUUGAACUUUUGGUUGUGAAGAUAGGCUCCUCGUACAAUGCCAUCAUUGGGAGGCUGACCCUUCAUACACUCAAGGCGACCAUAUCAUCUUAUCACCUCACCAUGAAGUUCCCCACCGAGCAUGGCAUUGGAGUCAUCAGGGGGAAUUAG
Molecule: messenger RNA, 816 nt
Organism: Nelumbo nucifera (sacred lotus)
Lineage: Eukaryota; Viridiplantae; Streptophyta; Magnoliopsida; Proteales; Nelumbonaceae
Source: RefSeq, a predicted model, not a curated record